AUGCUUGCAGCAUUAGUCCUGCUCAAUUACUCACUACAAUUCAUAGACGGGUAUUGGCCGAAAUGGACGAGACCUUUCGUACAUGAGGCAAAGGAGAAGCCAAGUGAGGUGGAGACGCCCUUGACGCAACAGCCUGUGACCGGAACAUUUGGCCUCUUGGUCCUAGCUACGAUUGGCCUCACGUUCCAAAUCCUCAAUGUCUUUUUUCCCAUACGCCAGCCAUCAGCUAUCUAUCCAGCUAUUGCAUGGGCCAUCGUAGUAGCCAUCGUCAUCGUGGAGCGCCCAAGAAAAGCUUCUUUGUCGCUGUUGCUUCUUUUCACAGGCCUCUUACUAGAACAGCUGGUCGCAUUGUCUCAUAGGCAAUCCAAAUUUCUAGCCAAGGAUGUCCCCUGGGUCGUCGCACCCGCGGCCGCUGUAUUGGGCAUCGUUACGAUACUCAACAUGCCUCUUAGAGAUCCUACGUUACCAAGACAAGACAUCAGCCCUGCCUUUGACACCCCCACAAUCCAGCUCCGGACUCCUGAAGAUAAUCUGACUCCCUGGCAGUACAUGACGGUGUCUUGGAUGGAACCACUUAUCAAGAAAGGUGUGACUCGCCAAAUGGAAGACGGGGACAUAUGGGACUUGGGUUGGGAAUUUAAGCACGCGCGACUCCACGAGGCGUUCCGAAAACUCCAGGGAUCGGUGACCAAAAGAAUCUUUGUCGCGAACGGCAUGGACUUGAUACGCACGACCGUCUUGAACGUGAUAAGAAUGUGCGCAACUCUGCUCACGCCGGUACUCUUACAGCGAGUACUCGCUUCUUUGGAAGACAAGAACAGUAGUGCCACGAUCACCUACGCCUGUAUCAUCCUGGCUGUGCGCCUUAUAUCCGCUCAGCUGAACAUAUUCAAUCUAUGGUACCAGAGGCGAGCGUAUGAGAGAUGUAGAGGUGAGCUCAUCACGAUGCUUUACGAGAAGACAUUGCAUCGCAAGAUUCUAGGUGCAAAACAGGAAGUCAAAGAAAACCAGACCAAUGGUCACAGUAACCACGAGGCACACGGAACGGAUGACGAGAACAGUGACGGUACUGAUGAAACGAUCAAACCAACACCCGAAAGUUGGCUAGGACGUUUGAUGAGUUCGGUUCGAUCAGUGUUUACGAAGAAUAUCAAAACGCAGCCCAAAGAUGACAAAGAGGCUGCAUCGAUGGGAAAGAUCCUCAACUUGAUGCGCAAUGAUGCGUACGAGAUAGCGCAGCGCUUCUGGGAAUUUUCCGAUAUCAUCACUAAGCCUGCAGGUGCCAUCUUUGCGACUAUACUGAUUUGGCGCAUGCUGGGUUGGGCAUGCCUACUCGGUGUUGUGGCACUGGCAGCUUCGCAGCUACUCAAUAUCGUCAUUGCUCGCUUUCAGGUCCAUUACGAGAAGAAGCGUAGAGUGGCGACCGACGAGAAGUUGCAACGUACGAGUCAAUUUAUAGAGUCAAUCCGUCAUCUGCGCUGGUACGGCUGGCAAGGCGCAUGGUUGGACGGAAUACUGGAGUCUCGCCAAAAGGAGCUGCAUCUCCGUAUCAUUAACAUCAUCUUUUCGACGUCGCUCUCCUUCAUUCUGCGAUUUGGUUCUGGACUCUUUCCUGCUGUUGCUUUCUAUGCCUUCACCAAGUUGGCCGGCCAACACUUGCGUAUUGAUCUAAUCUUCCCUGCAUUUGAUCUAUUCAACCUGCUGGAAUCGUAUCUUCGGGCAUUGCCGCAACUUGUUACUACUUUACUCAAUGCAUACGUCGCGAUGGGCCGUAUUGAGGAGUUCAUGGCUGAGCCAGACAAGGAAGAGACGGAUGUUGUACCGGAAGGUACUGCUGAUCUUGGUCUGCACCACGCAUCUUUUGCCUGGCCUGGAGUAGACCACAACGUCCUUGAAGAUAUCACGCUAUCUUUUCCACCGGGACUUACCGUGGUAUAUGGCGAGGUUGCCGCCGGUAAAACAGCGCUGCUGCAAGCUCUCCUUGGCGAGCUCGAUACGACAGACGGGGAGCUUGUGCGCCCUGAUCAGGUAGUUGCCUACUGUGCGCAAACUCCAUGGCUUCAAAGCAUGAGUAUCCGUGACAAUAUACUUUUCUCGUACCCUUACGAAGAGAGUCGCUACAAGCAGACCCUGGAGGCAUGUGCCCUGUUGCCCGACAUGGUGGAGCUCAAGCAUGGGGACCUGUCGAAUAUUGGCGAGAACGGAAUUGGAUUAUCUGGAGGCCAGAAAGCUCGCGUGGCACUAGCGCGAGCUGUCUAUAGCCGCGCAAAAGUGCUGCUGCUUGAUGAUCCGCUGUCAGCUCUAGACCAUCAGACGGCCGAGUUCAUCGUUGGUAAAUUGUUAGCUGGACCGUUGCUCGAAGGCAGAACGACUAUUCUUGCCACACAUCGAACAGAACUAUGUCACGGUAUCGCCAAGCAAUGGGUUCGUUUGGAGCAGGGUAGAGCUACAAUCCACGAACCGAGCCAAAUCGAAGAUGCGAACGCACUAAAGCGCACUCAGACAAACGAAACCGAGUCGGAAGAAGAUGCAAAGAAGCGUGAGGAAGAGCAAGCAGCGGCUGUACCCGACAAGUUCAUCGAAGAUGAGCAUCGUGCAAAGGGAGGUGUCAAAUGGAGCGUGUAUUGGCGCUACAUCAGAGCAGGUACUCUCCGAUGGUGGUCCGUUGCUAUAUUCGUCAUGGCACUCUUCCGUGUGCUCGAUGUUGCGCAGACCUGGUUCAUCAAGUCCUGGGCCGAAAGCUACAACCCGGAUGGACACAAGGGUAUCUUUGACUUUCUGCCACCAGCAGCGGACGAUGUUGUUCCUUGGCUUUGGACUUUCUUUCUGUUCGUUUCCACGACCGCCGUACUUUUUUGGUGGACGAACCUGAUCAUGUUCGGUGUGGGCUACCAUGCUGCUAAGACCAUCUUCAGGGAAACUGUUGAACGCGUUGCACACGCCACGUUCAGGUUCUACGAUGUAACGCCAGUAGGGAGACUGAUGAACCGACUGACUAGCGACAUGAAUACCAUCGAUGGCGAACUGAGCAACGCCUUCAUCGUAUUCGCCUGGCAGAUCAUAGGCUGGAUGAGCGCCGUCGUCAUUAUCUUGUCUUCAACCCCAGCCUUCUUGGCUUUCGGUCUGCUGCUUGGCUGUGGGUUCGUAUACUACUUUUUCCGCUUUCUACCUACGUCGCAGAGCUUAAGACGACUCGAGAUGGUAUCGCUAUCACCACUCAUGAGUAACUUUGGUGCGCUUCUUGAAGGUCUUACCACUGUACGAGCUUUCAAUGCACAACAACGGUUUCAAGCUCGUGUUAUCGAGGUCGUCGACAACUUUCAGAAGAACGACCAUUUUUAUUGGUCGCUUCAGGCAUGGCUUGCGCUUCGCUUCAGUGUCAUGUCGGCUAGUGCUACGCUCGUUAUGACACUCAUCGCCGUCUAUACACAUAUAAGCCCCGGACUCACUGCGUUCGUGCUCAUCACUGCGGGAAAAUUCGUUAUACACACGGAGUGGAUGUGUAGGAUCUACGGAACGCUGGAGAUGGACUUUACCAGCGUCGAGCGUGUGGUUGAGCUCCUCGACAUCGAAACUGAAGCACCCGGCGUUGUCAAGCCGCCCGCACAUUGGCCUACGUACAGUGGUGACAUUGAGUUCGACGAUGUGACCAUCCGUUACGCACAGAACCUUGAACCUGCGCUUCAGAACGUCACCCUAAAGAUCCCAGCAGGCUCCAACACGGCAGUAAUUGGGCGCACGGGUUCUGGCAAGUCCACUCUGGCCCUCUCUCUUCUCGCCACUAUCGCGGCUGAAAACGGUAGAAUUCUUAUUGAUGGGAUCGAUAUAUCUACCGUGGAUAAACAAGCCCUCCGCAGCCGCGUUACUUUCCUGGCUCAAGAGCCUGUCCUCUUCUCGGGAACCAUGCGCAAGAACCUAGACCCUCUGUCUGUCUACUCUGACGCUUCUUGUCUAUCUGUGCUGCAAAAGAUUGGCGGCGACCAAUACGACUGGACUCUCACGACCCCCAUCGAGGGCGGGGGUAAGGGUCUUUCGCAGGGCCAACGACAGCUUGUCGGAUUAGCUAGAGCCAUGUUGAGAAGGAGUCCGAUACUGAUCAUGGAUGAAGCGACGGCUAGUAUCGAUUUCGAGACGGCACAGAGGAUUCAAAGCGUACUGAGAGAGGAAAUGAAGAGUAGUACGGUGGUCACCAUUGCACAUCGGUUAGAAGCAGUCAAGGAGGCAGACUACUGUGUGGUGCUCGGGAAGGGCAAGUUAGUCAAAGCCGGUAAAGCCGAAGACAUGCUUAGGGAAGGUGGGGAAUUCCAGGGUAUGUUGGCCUAG
Molecule: messenger RNA, 4323 nt
Organism: Alternaria atra
Lineage: Eukaryota; Fungi; Ascomycota; Dothideomycetes; Pleosporales; Pleosporaceae
Exons: 4
Coding region: 1-4323 (1440 amino acids)
Biological process (GO): transmembrane transport
Cellular component (GO): fungal-type vacuole; membrane
Molecular function (GO): ABC-type peptide transporter activity; ATP hydrolysis activity; ATP binding
Source: RefSeq, a predicted model, not a curated record